This is a messenger RNA of Adineta steineri, 378 nucleotides long. Lineage: Eukaryota; Metazoa; Rotifera; Eurotatoria; Adinetida; Adinetidae. The record is from the annotation of a GenBank genome assembly.
AUGGAUCAAAUACAAGAAAAAGGUAUUCUAAAUUCAAAUGUUGAAAAAUCGACUGAAAAAGUAGAUACGAAAAAAACUCUUUUUCAACGAUUAUUUUCUAAAAACAAAAAGAAAGAUAAAGACGAAAUUAAGUCUGUGUGCCUUCGAAGUUUGUUUCGUUAUGCUACAUGGAUUGAUUUUAUUUUAAUAUCAAUUAUAGCUGCUACUGCUAAUGGUGUUUCAUUUCCAUUAUUAAUGUUUGUAUCUGCAAAUGUUAUUAAUACAUUUACUGAUCAUCCAUUUGACUUAUGUUCAUUGAAUUUAACAAAUACAUCUCUUCAAUAUUGUCCAUUAGGUGUACAAUUAACAUCAACAAAUUUUUAUACAUCAUCAUCUUAA